Molecule: messenger RNA, 753 nt
Organism: Ostreobium quekettii
Lineage: Eukaryota; Viridiplantae; Chlorophyta; Ulvophyceae; Bryopsidales; Ostreobiaceae
Source: the annotation of a GenBank genome assembly
AUGGCCGCGGAGCGCCGCUGGGCGCCCUUCGGAGCGGCGCUCGUGGCGCUGUUGAUCUGGUCAACGUUCCUCUCCGCCAGUUGCCUCCCAUAUGAGGGGGAUGGCUCAUAUGAAUGGAACGAGGUGCACAGUGUCCAAGUUGAGGAAGACAGCUCCAAGGGGGUUUGCUUUAGGAAAGGGGCGACGACGUGUGUGAAGUACCAGAUCAGGGCAAACAAGACAAUCCUGGCAUUUGUGGCACUGAGAGCCGAUGCAAAGGCCUCUCUUGAUGGGAGCAGAAUGGUGAAACAUGUCAAGGGCAGCGUCUGCAGUGGCAAGACAUGCAACGUGGACGUGGGGGUUUCCGAGAAGCACUCUUAUUGCCUCGUGAUGCUCAACAGGAAUAACGAUGCCCCAGAAUUCAAAGACGCCUCACCAUCGAAAGCCGAAAUCCGUUUCAAAGUAAAUGGCUGUCCCAGCACGCUGUGGGCAAUAAUUAGCGUAGUUAUUGUAAUCCUCUUGAUGAUAGCGCUGGUUGCCUGCUGCAGCGUGUGCUGCAUGCACUUUGUGCGCAGGCGAAACCGCCAGCGAAUCGCGCAUCAAAUGAAUCCAGUGAUUCAGUUGGGCCCCAACACAACGCUGCCGCCUGGGCCCAUGUACCAGGCGGACGUCAGGCCAGGCGUCCCCCAGGCAGGCCCUGGGGAGCAGUACCCCCAAGUGGCCAUCGGAACGCCACAGCCGCAAUCCAUACAAUUUCUCGAGGCGAAGUUGUAA